AUGGCGCAGGAUAUUCGAGGGAACAGAGAAGCGUUCGUCCGCAUUGGGCAUAAUACUUGCAAGUUGGUACAUGCGGUACUGCAAGAGUGCAUGGCUGCUGUGGACAAGCGGGGAAGCGUGUCGCACCAAACCCAGAUGAAUAUCGCGGAUCUCGCAAAAAACUUACAGGAGAUCGAGGUGUGCGUUUUGAGGAUCCAGCAACGGGGCUUACUCUCGAGGUGGCUUAAUUACGGGAAGGACAAGGAAGAAGUAGAGUGGUGUGAAGAUAGGCUACGCUACGCGUGUGAACUCUUCAGGUUACGCGCGGAUAUGGCGAUCCUGGAGGACGUGCAAUACUUACUGCAAGCUCGCCGCGCUGCCAAUGGUGAAGAAUGA
This is a messenger RNA of Cyclocybe aegerita, 375 nucleotides long. NCBI's taxonomy places the organism in Eukaryota, Fungi, Basidiomycota, Agaricomycetes, Agaricales, Hemipholiotaceae. The record is from the annotation of a GenBank genome assembly.